Molecule: messenger RNA, 2949 nt
Organism: Salmo salar (Atlantic salmon)
Lineage: Eukaryota; Metazoa; Chordata; Actinopteri; Salmoniformes; Salmonidae
Source: RefSeq, a predicted model, not a curated record
CCAUUGAGAAAUAGGCUUUACGGCUAUUUUCAUGCAGACGAUUGUGUCGCGUUACCUACCCUCUGAUGUCAUCGAUGUGCGACUUUUACAAGUCGUUUUUGAACAGGGGAAGCUAACGUUCGUGUGAAAGGUAUGCCAAUGUGAUCAUGGCCAGCAGGCAGUGGUGUGAGGGCCACUCCACCCCAGUGCUGUGUGUGGGGGCCUCUGGGGGCCCGGAGGGUCUCCUAGCCUCUGGCUCAGAGGAGGGUGAGGUAACAGUGUGGAACCAGGAAGGAGCGGUGUUAGCUAGUCUCCGUCUGCCCAGCGGGGAUGAUGUGACCAGCGCUGUGUUCUCGCCGGCGGCUCCAGGCCUGUUGUAUGUGUCCCACGGGGAGAUGGUGAGCGUACUGGACCCUAGGAGCCUGAACGGGGCGGUAGAAGAGCUGCAAGGUGCAGGAGAGGAAGAGAUCAACUCUCUGGCUCUGAAUGAGACAGGCUCAGCUCUGGCCGUGGCUGAUGACUCAGGGGUGGUGAGGGUGCUAGAGCUGCCGGGGGGCAAAGUGAACAGGACGCUCCGCAGACACACCAACAUCGUCUCAUCUUUGGCUUUCCGCCCUCUCAGGCCCAACAACUUGGUCUCAGCCGGGCUCGACAUGCAGGUGAUGUUGUGGAGCCUGCAGAAGACCCGCCCCGUCUGGACCCUCAACCUGCAGGAAAUGGCUGAGGAAGAGGAGGGCCAUCAGCAGAAGGCCGGUCAGUUCUUCAACCCACCUCUGGCCCACUGCGUCUCUGUAGCAACCUGCGGGAACGUUUUGGCCUGCGCCGCCGAGGACGGACGUGUGCACCUGAUGCGGGUCGGCAGUGGCUCCAAACUGGACCAGCAGGGGGCCAUCAAGGCCCACAGCCAGGGAGCCUCACAGGCCCACUUCCUCAGCUUCUUACCCCACCCAUACUGGCUGGCCACUGGGGGCAACGACGGCAUGGUGGCCCUCUGGGACCUCAGUCAGAACCCGGUAGUUACUGUUGAGGAUAAGGGCAAGCCACAAGCAGCGCCAGUCCACCGCAGAAGACCCAAGGCCAGGGCUAAAGCCAAACUCCAGUCCCAGGCUAAGCCCCUGCAGGCAAAAGAGGAGACUAAGGAGGAGGAAGAGGUGGAGGAAGGCAGCAGUGUGGAUCAGUCACCAGGCACAGAGGAGGCCCUGAAGUCAGGACCUAAACUCAGCUUCAGCCAUGGGGACAAGGUGAACUGGGUGUGUCCCACUCUGCUGAGAGGGGAGCCCAGCCUUGUGGUGGCUGACCAGAGCCCUAACCUGUCUGUCUACUCUCUGGCUGGUCUAUAGACCUAACCUGUCUGUCUACUCUCUGGCUGGUCUAUAGACCUAACCUGUCUGUCUACACUCUGGCUGGUCUAUAGACCUAACCUGUCUGUCUACUCUCUGGCUGGUCUAUAGACCUAACCUGUCUGUCUACUCUCUGGCUGGUCUAUAGACCUAACCUGUCUGUCUACUGUCUGUCUACUCUUUGUCUGUUGCAAUAUACAGACUGCCUUACCUUGUAUUACUUAGUAGUUUAAGGGGUCCUCCUUCCUCUGAGUUUUGCUCACUGAGCGAUAGUAUCAUCAGCCUGUCUGUGUAAUAAGACUGGCUGACAGAACCUUCUCUAACCAGAGGCAUCCACCUAAAGGAGGACUGAACAAUAUCUUUAUCAGCAGGGUUCUCCCCUUCAAAAGACUGAAACACUGACCAUCUGAUAGGACUGUACCAUGACAAACCAGGGGGGUGAAGACAGGACCAUCUGAUAGGACUGUACCAUGACAAACCAGGGGGGUGAAGACAGGUCCAUCUGAUAGGACUGUACCAUGACAAACCAGGGGGGUGAAGACAUGUCCAUCUGAUAGGACUGUACCACGACAAACCAGGGUGGUGAAGACAGGACCAUCUGAUAGGACUGUACCAUGACAAACCAGGGGGGUGAAGACAGGACCAUCUGAUAGGACUGUACCAUGACAAACCAGGGGGUGAAGACAGGUCCAUCUGAUAGGACUGUACCACGACAAACCAGGGGGUGAAGACAGGACCAUCUGAUAGGACUGUACCAUGACAAACCAGGGGGGUGAAGACAGGACCAUCUGAUAGGACUGUACCAUGACAAACCAGGGGGGGUGAAGACAGGACCAUCUGAUAGGACUGUACCAUGACAAACCAGGGGGGUGAAGACAGGUCCAUCUGAUAGGACUCUACCAUGACAAACCAGGGGGGUGAAGACAGGACCAUCUGAUAGGACUGUACCACGACAAACCAGGGGGGUGAAGACAGGUCCAUCUGAUAGGACUGUACCAUGACAAACCAGGGGGGUGAAGACAGGACCAUCUGAUAGGACUGUACCACGACAAACCAGGGGGGUGAAGACAGGACCAUCUGAUAGGACUGUACCAUGACAAACCAGGGGGGUGAAGACAGGACCAUCUGAUAGGACUGUACCAUGACAAACCAGGGGGGUGAAGACAGGACCAUCUGAUAGGACUGUACCAUGACAAACCAGGGGGGUGAAGAUGGACGCAGAUGUUUGAUCAGCUCAACAAUGAUAAGACUGUGCCAUGUCAGGAUCAGGCAGAUGUUACUGUGCUAGUUUAGCAGCUUCCUCCCUCAACUUGCCUCUGACUGGACUUAACACCAAUGUUUUCCAACUCCAGUUCUCAAUUACCCCCCCCCCCUCAACACUACACAUUUUUAUUGUAGCCCAGGACAAGCACACCUGAAACCUCUUGUCAACCAAUCAUCAAGCUCUCAAUGAGCUGAAUGAGGUCUGUUUCUUUUUUUUCUUCAGGGCUACAACAACAACAACAACCGUGUACGUCUGAAAGUACUGGAGGACCGGCCGUUGGGGAACACUGACUUAUACCAAAGUCCUCUGUCUCGCAAACACACCUGAACCCUCGCUUGACAAUAUGUACAAACCAGAUGUCCCACU